UCCACCUGUCAGAGUGUCAGCUGCGCUAACAGGACUCCAAGAGCCACAGCAACUCCAGAUCGGUCGCUCAGGGGUCUUCAGUGAGAUGCUGUUGUGAGGCCCAAAGCAGGAUAUUUUUAUGCAGAUUGCAGAAGUAACUCCUUUUCACAACUUUGAAUCGGGCGAAGAUGUUUGCUACCAUGUGUUGCUUUUAUGUGCAGUGAGAGAAACGGCCUAUAUGAGCAUUUUUCAUUAAAGAGGAAGUUCAGGGAGAAAAAAUGGAGGAGCGCAACAAUGUCAGCUUCAGGAGACUUUUAUCAGAGGAGAGUACUUAUUCCUCUGUGUCCUCGGACUCCUGCGAGUACUACCAGACAGAGAUAUUUGACCAGCUGCCCAGCAUCCAGGCUUCCCGGCCUGAGCAGAACAGGUCGGAGGAGCAGCUCGAGCCUGGCAACCAGUCCAGGGGACCCAGAGACAAGGCGUCUACAGUGCCGCUCAGGAACCUGGCUGUGUCUAUUCAGGCGAAGAGAGAUGCCAGGGAAAGGAGGAAGAUGCAAAUCAGCAAUAUUGGCUAUUGGGAGUCCUGGAGGCGGAGCCAGAGUAGCAGCAGGAAGAGAGUGUGGGCACAGAUGGGAGGAGCUAUAGCAAGCCUGUUACCAUGGCAGCACAUGCUCCAUGCCAUUGAAGGCAGGUUUGGUGUAGGUGUGAAGGCCUACUUUGUUUUCCUCAGAUAUCUGAUUUUCUUGAACGUACUCUACUGUGCUCUCAUAUGCGGAUUCAUUCUGGGGCCUACAGCAUUUUACGGCAGGGGCAACAACAGUGAACCAUUGAAGUUUGGAGGCAAUGACUCCAUUUUGGAUUUCAUCCUGGGAUCGGGUUACCUGGAUCGUUCUCCAGUCUUCUACAGUUUCUAUACACGUGGUUCCCUGAAUCUGCCUUGCUUGAAUACACCUCUCCUGUACCUCGCUGGAAUCUUCACCAUCCUCUUCCUCAGUGUCAUGAUGGUGGUCCGCAGAACGAUCGUUGGCUACAAGCACACAUGGAUGCUGGGAAGGCGUCACAGAAUGAAUUUGAGCUAUAAGAUCUUCUGUGGCUGGGACUUCACGAUCCAGUACCCUACUGCAGCAAAACUCAAAAGCAGCUUCAUCAGAAACGAUAUCAAGCUAUUCCUGGAGGAGCAGAAUUUCUCCAUGCGUGAGGCUAAGAGAACACUCAAACAGUGGGCGCAUCUCUACCUGUUCAGGUUCAUCCUCAACCUGUUUGUUCUGUCUCUGCUGGGUGGAGCCUUCUACCUUAUUCACUUUGCCACGGAGAAGUCACAGUCUACGAUCCACAAUACGGAUGACCCACUGGUAAAACUGUUCCUGCAAUACCUCCCUCCCAUCACCAUCACCUUCAUCAACCUAUUCCUCCCUCACGUCUUCCGUAAGAUCUCGUCUUUUGAAGAUUACUCGUUCACCAUGCAGGUUAAUGCCACCCUCGUGAGGAGCAUCUUCUUGAAGCUGGCCUCCUUGGGGAUCUACUUAUAUUCUGUCAUCAAAGCACCUACUGACACUACCCUUAACCCGUGCAGGGAGAACCAGUUUGGUAGAGAGAUGUACAAGCUUUGCAUCUUCAACUUCCUCAUCACUUUCUGCAGCACCUUCUUCUUGAACUACCCCAGGAAGCUGCUACGAGAGAAUUACCCCUCAUCUUUCCUGGCCCGGUUGUUAGGGAAACAACACUUCCUGAUCCCCUUCAAUGUGCUGGAUCUAGUGUAUGCCCAGACAGUGUCCUGGGUGGGAGUCUACUACUGCCCUCUGCUGCCUCUGAUAGGAACCGUAACACUGAUAAUGACGCUCUACAUCAAGAAGUUCAUGGUGCUGCGGUGCUGUGACGCAGGGCAGAGAAUGUUUCGAGCCUCCAGCUCUUCGGUUCUAUUCUACUUCAUGUUGCUGCUCGGCCUCCUCAUGGCUACAGUCACGCUGGGCUUCAAGCUCUACAAGUACAAACCUUUUGAGUCUUCUUCUUGUGGUCCAUUUGGAGGAGGAACUGUGUUUAAUGUGACAGGAGCGUGUGUGGACAGUCUCCCUCCACCGGCACAGUCCACUCUCCGCUACCUGGCUUCUGAGGCCUUUGCCAUACCGCUCAUACUAGCUGAAGUUAUAAUCUUAACCUCAUAUGUGUCACGGGGGCGAGCCAACCAGAAGGCCAUUGAGAGACUGAAAGAUAUGCUGGUUAUGAGCAGUUCAGAUAAGCGUUUCCUGGUGAAAGAGCACACCACAAUGGUCAGACGUCAAAGGAACCCCCACCAUGCCCGCUCUGCACAUUGAGGAGAACGUCCCCCUCAACAAACAUAAAGACCCCCCACCACACAAUUAAAUUAAUUCCCCAA
Scomber japonicus (chub mackerel) is the source of this 2353-nucleotide messenger RNA. It is a transcript of the gene tmc8, whose product is annotated as transmembrane channel-like 8. The record is from RefSeq and is a predicted model, not a curated record. Gene Ontology annotation, molecular function: mechanosensitive monoatomic ion channel activity. Gene Ontology annotation, cellular component: plasma membrane. The coding region runs from base 258 to 2291 and encodes 677 amino acids. The transcript has 16 exons. NCBI's taxonomy places the organism in Eukaryota, Metazoa, Chordata, Actinopteri, Scombriformes, Scombridae.